This is a messenger RNA of Terrapene triunguis (Three-toed box turtle), 782 nucleotides long. Its product is annotated as vegetative cell wall protein gp1-like. The transcript has 2 exons. The annotation marks the transcript as partial. Lineage: Eukaryota; Metazoa; Chordata; Testudines; Emydidae. The record is from RefSeq and is a predicted model, not a curated record.
ACCCUCCUUGCGGAGGCCCCCGUUGAUGCCCCUCCUACUCCCUUGCCACCUGUAUCCCCUGCGGUGCCCGAGGAAAGUGUCGCCUCGGGUGCUAGCGGGGAAGACCCUGGGGUGGUGGGAGCGGAGCCCCUGGGCUCUUUGACCUGCCCGGCUGCGAGUGACACCUUGCUGACGGCCGCCGAGCCUGUUCAGGCGACGGCCGGUGCCUCGCGGCCGGGACACGAGUUACCAGGGGUAUCCCUCGUUGCCGUGGGGCAACCGAGUUCCUUCCCGGGUGGGGGCCCCGUUGCAGAUUGUUCACCUCCUGCUGCCGUGGCUGUUCCAUCUGCCGUAGAGCCUGAGCCCGGCAUCCCUGGGGACCCCCUCCCUAACCCUCAGACCCCUGAGCCCGACCGCGAGGAGCCACCUUCCAGCUGUCCAGCUCCUGGGGCCCGGGAUUCCACCUCUGUCCCUCUUCCCGACCCUACUUCUGCCCCCGUCCCUGCCCUUACCCCUGGCCCGAUUCCUAUCCCCUCCACCUCCCAUGAUGCUAUUGCCGCCCCUGGGGACGUCUUCUUCUCUUUUCCGGAGGAUGACCCCCAGGGAGCGGCCUUUGUGUUCCCCAGUCCCGACCCUCUAGGGGCUGCUGUCCUCCCUCCGCCGCCGCCCCCCUUUGAGCCAGGGACUGAGACGGGCCAUGUGGCGCCGGUCCAUCGGGCGCCACGUCGAGGGUCCGCCCCUUGCCUGCCCGUCUUGGUGGGCCACGGGGCCGUGCCAGGGGCCCCAACGGGGGAUGACCAGAA